GCUGCUGCGGAGUAGCUGCUUCCCUUCCUCCUCUCCUGGCGGCGGCGGCGGCGGCGGCGGCGGCGGCGGCGGUAGCGGCGGCAGCGGCGUGGACGGGGACGCGGGGAGCCGGCCAGCGGCGCAGCUGCAGCGCGGAGCCCACGGGCCACCGGGGCCGCUCGAGCGGGCGGACGCCGAGCUCCGGGCCGACCCCCGGCGCACGGCGGAGGCCCAGGGGGCGCCGGAGCCCGGGGCGCGCGGCCCGGGGUCGGGCAGCUGCGGGCGGCGGGCCGAGCGGGAGCCGUAUGCGUGCAUGGAUCCGGGCACCGCGCUGCAGAGGCGGGCCGGGGGCGGCGGUGGUCUGGGCGCGGGCUCCCCGGCGCUGUCGGGUGGCCAGGCCCGCCGGAGGAAGCAGCCCCCCAGGCCGGCUGACUUCAAGCUGCAGGUCAUCAUCAUCGGCUCCCGCGGCGUGGGCAAGACCAGCCUGAUGGAGCGCUUCACCGACGACACCUUCUGCGAGGCCUGCAAGUCCACCGUGGGUGUUGACUUUAAAAUCAAAACUGUAGAACUAAGAGGAAAGAAAAUUAGAUUACAGAUCUGGGACACAGCAGGUCAGGAGAGAUUCAACAGCAUUACCUCAGCUUAUUAUAGAAGUGCCAAGGGGAUCAUAUUAGUAUAUGAUAUUACUAAGAAGGAGACAUUUGAUGAUUUGCCAAAAUGGAUGAAGAUGAUUGAUAAGUAUGCUUCAGAAGAUGCAGAACUUCUCUUAGUUGGAAAUAAGUUGGACUGUGAAACUGACAGAGAAAUCACCAGACAGCAAGGUGAAAAGUUUGCACAACAGAUUACUGGGAUGCGGUUCUGUGAAGCAAGUGCCAAGGAUAACUUCAACGUGGAUGAAAUAUUUCUGAAACUUGUUGAUGACAUUCUGAAGAAGAUGCCCCUGGAUAUCUUAAGGAAUGAGUUGUCCAAUAGUAUCCUCUCAUUACAACCAGAACCUGAGAUUCCACCAGAAUUGCCUCCGCCAAGACCACAAGUCCGAAAAUGCUGUUGAUUCGCUACUUUGAAGACAAAGUGGAAAUAAUUCCUGAAAAGGGGAAAAUGUUCUAUUAUGCACUACAAUCAUUUUGACAAUUCCUUUCGCACUUUGUAAUCCAAGUCAGAGCUAUACACUAACUUGUAAAUAUGCAAAUAAGCAAUCCUGGGUAAGUUUUGGUUAUAAAUUACAUAUUUCCCUCCAAAUUAUUAUAUUUCAUUCAUUAUCCCAGUGUCUAGUGUACAUACACUGGGAAACAUAGUACUUCUAAUAUGAAGAAUGGGAGAAAUGAAAGGUAUAAUGUUUCUUGAAAUAAAUGUCCUUGUUAAUUAUAUUAUGAGGACAGAAGAUAUUCUGAUAAGAAGAAAGAUUGUGGUGCUUUGCUUACUGUUUUAAAGAAAAUUUGUAAAACUGAAGACUUUUGGGGGGAAAUACUAUCUUAAGUGCUUUUUUCCUUUAUUUACAAGACCUUAUCCCCAGCUGUAGCAUCUUUGAAGUAUCGGAGUGUUUCUGCCACAAAGCAAAGCUCCAUUCAUAGCCGUCAUUGAAGGUUAUUUAUUAAUGUUAUGUAAUGGUAGGAUAUUCCUAGUUAGAGGAUAGGAUUUGACUUGGUUCUGAGGCCACAGGGUCUCUCUCAUGGUUUCCAAAUGGACAUACCUUAUGCUUUUAAGAACUGAAAGAUUCAAUAAAGAAAGAAAUGUUUUUGGAACUAUAGAGGAAGAUUUUAAAACAACGCUGCUGUCCUAAACAAAUCCUGUUUAAAGGAAUUUUAAAUAGAUACAUUUUACUAUAUCAAAGAACAUUCAUGUAUUUGCCUAAACAUUCUAUAUCUUUGUAACGAUAAAACUUCGCCCCUUUAUGAUGAAGCUUAUUCCUCCUAUUAAGCCUAGACUGUGUUCAAAUUUUUUUUUUUUGGUCUGAUAAUGAAUUUGUGAACUCUAUCUUUGGUAUAUCUUUUAUUAAACUGCACUGUUUUGUUUAGUCAAGAUAAGUAAUUACGUAUUUGAAUAACUUGGCGUGUCUUGAGUGUUGUGAUAUGAAAAGCAUUGUGGUCUUUCUACACUAAUGAAGUGCAAAUAAAAUUUUGUAUUUAUGAAUGACA
Messenger RNA from Rhinolophus ferrumequinum (greater horseshoe bat), 2114 nucleotides. RefSeq names its product RAB12, member RAS oncogene family (gene RAB12). The record is from RefSeq and is a predicted model, not a curated record. The coding region runs from base 293 to 1030 and encodes 245 amino acids. Gene Ontology annotation, biological process: protein localization to plasma membrane; cellular response to insulin stimulus; regulation of exocytosis. NCBI's taxonomy places the organism in Eukaryota, Metazoa, Chordata, Mammalia, Chiroptera, Rhinolophidae. Gene Ontology annotation, molecular function: GTP binding; GTPase activity. The transcript has 6 exons. Gene Ontology annotation, cellular component: plasma membrane; trans-Golgi network transport vesicle; synaptic vesicle.